Molecule: messenger RNA, 1636 nt
Organism: Striga asiatica
Lineage: Eukaryota; Viridiplantae; Streptophyta; Magnoliopsida; Lamiales; Orobanchaceae
Source: the annotation of a GenBank genome assembly
CUCAUUAUCAUUACCAUAAACAAACUAGUCAUCUAUUGCAUUGUCACACUAACAAUGGAGGUCACAAAACUAUUUUUCAUCACCUCGACACUAUCUUUCUUGUUCCUCGCUGCUUAUUCCGCUCCCACCCCAAGUCGGCUCAUCCCUGUCAAAUCCACCUACUUCCUUCCGACCGAAAACAUGGCCCCGUCUGAUAUCAACGCCGAGUGCUUCACCCACAUCUUCUUCGCCUUCCUCGUCCCCAACAACACCACUUUCACUUUCGACAUCACUCCCGACCUCGACCACUCCCUCCAAGACUUCACGUCGACCCUCAAGGCCAAGAAUCCCCAGCUGAGGGUUCUCUUCUCCAUCGGAGGCGGGGACAUCGGGCCAUCACUCUUCUCGUACAUGGCCUCCAAUCCAGACACCCGUUCGGCCUUCAUUAAGUCGAGCAUAGAUGUCGCGCGCAAGUACGGGUUCGACGGGUUCGACCUCGACUACGAGUUCCCGCAGAACGCGUCGGACAUGGCGAACCUCGGCCAACUCCUAAAGGAGUGGCGUGCGGCGGUCAAGCACGAGAAGCGUGCGGCGGUCAAGCCCGAGAAGCGUGCGUCCGGCAAAAAAAAGCAAGAGACUCUCCUCAUCACCGCCGCCGUGUACUACGCGGCCGACAUAUCUCUGUCCGGGCCCCCACGGAGCUAUCCGGCGGCCCAGAUCACCAAGUACCUCGAUUGGGUGAACAUGAUGGACUAUGACCUCAAGGGGUCGUGGGACACGAGCGCCACGGGGGAACACGCGCAGCUGUACGACGCGACGGGGGGCAACCUGAGCGUGAGCUACGGGGUCGACUCGUGGAUACAGGCCGGGGUGCCGCCCCAUAUGCUGGUGAUGGGGCUCCCGUUGUAUGGGAAGACGUGGGAGCUCAAGAGCAACAAAGUGUUCGAGAUUGGGGCGCCUGCAGUGGGCGUGGGGCCCGGGGCUGACGGCAUCAUGACUUACAGCGAGGUGGUGGAUUUCAUCAAGAAGAAGAAGAAGAAGGUCAAGGUGUACUACGACAACAUAACCGUGUCAAUGUAUGCAGUGGCGAGUAAGGAUUGGAUCGGGUAUGACGAUGUCCCAUCGGUUACCGCGAAGCUUCAGUACGCCCUGGAUAAGAAAUUGCGCGGCUACUUCUUUUGGACUAUCCCUGACGACGACAAAAACUGGACUAUAUCCUGCACCGCUUCGAAUUUAUGGACUGGCUAGUUGUAUCCUGAGAUUGCCAGAUUCUUCUGGUUACGUUUCUUCACAUCUUCAGUCUACCUUCAGUUGUUCCCAAGCAAGAAAUAAAUAAAUCAAUAAAAUGUAAUAGUUGUGUUUUUCUCCCUUCAGGACCCUCUCUCUAUCCCUACGGCUUGUCUCUGUAACCUUAAUCUCCGUUCCUAGUACUUUCCUUUCGCUAAUGAAGAUCCUUGUGCUGUUUCUCUUUCACGUGAUUUUCUGAAAUAAGGCGUCUUCAUAUCAUUGAUGUAGUAUCAAUUUAUCAUAGUAUUAUCCAUUAGUGAAAGUACUUUCUUAUGAGUAACACACACACACGGGACACAGCUAAAAUGACAUAUUAGUCUUAUCCUUUGUUCCACAGAAAAUGAAACAACGAAAUUGUUACACUCGUCAC